This is a messenger RNA of Loxodonta africana (African savanna elephant), 7936 nucleotides long. RefSeq names its product transcription elongation factor, mitochondrial (gene TEFM). Gene Ontology annotation, cellular component: mitochondrial nucleoid. Lineage: Eukaryota; Metazoa; Chordata; Mammalia; Proboscidea; Elephantidae. Gene Ontology annotation, biological process: transcription elongation by mitochondrial RNA polymerase; mitochondrial transcription. The coding region runs from base 801 to 1889 and encodes 362 amino acids. The record is from RefSeq and is a predicted model, not a curated record. Gene Ontology annotation, molecular function: nucleic acid binding; DNA polymerase processivity factor activity. The transcript has 3 exons.
CGGAGGCUUCGGAUCCUCCCCGCCGUUUGCUUACCUCGCGCUGCGCUGCCUUCCUGUGACUGAGGUGUCGGAGCGACUUCUCCUUAGUUUGAGAAAAUAACUGCUUCUAUGGCUUCUCUUUUUGCAAAAAACAUAUGCACGGUAGAAAUUCUGAAAAGUGUUCCGAAGAAAUUAAGAACCGCCCUUAAAUAUACCACGCAUUAACAUUCUAGACAUUCCUUAAGAAGGGGGUAGAACUGCCCCGUAAGGUUCCCAAGGCUGUGCGUCUGUAAAGGAAGCAGACGGCCACAUCUUUCUCCCGCGGAGUGGGCUGGUGAGUUUGAACCGCCAACCUUCCAGUUAGCAGCUGAGCGCUGUAACCACUGCGCCACCAGGGCCGCGUUUUAUAAACGAAUAAACUUUAAUUGUAUUUGGUCCCACCAGAUGAGGGAAAAGCUAUAGUGAGAAAUGAAGUGAAGAUAAAUACUCUUAACGAGAGAGAGUAAUUACAAAAAGAUCCCUCUAAAGUCAAAAAUGUUAUAAAAAAUGCUAAGCUGUUGAAAUCAUUUUUUUUUUUAAACGACAUGCUUCUAAAUGGUCAUAAGAUACAAUUUCUAGGUAGUAAGAUUUAGGACUGAUCCAUAAAAAUCAGAAAACACCUCUAGCGACUGAACAAAAAACCCCUAUUUUAAAGAUAGUUUUAAAACUAAACCUAUUUUAAAGCUGAUUUUCCAGAAUUUAAUAUAGCCUGCUAAUUCUUAAACUAUGGGACAGUCUAUGUCACCUUGCAAAGUCUACAACUAAUACCAAAAGGAAUUAGGAUGUCUGAACUUAUAUUUUGCUACAUUCUUCUUUUAGUGAGGUGGAGAUGCUGUCCAGUUCCAUCGAGGUCAUCCCUAUUCCAGGCCCUACAUAAUUCCUGCUGUCGGGAAAAAUCAGCUGCUCCUAUGAAAAUUAUUCCCAACGUUGCUUUUUGUGGUGAAACUACAAAGGAGUCUGGAAAUGCACUUGACAAGCUCUUUUCUUUGGAACAGCAGGCUUCCGUCUUGCAUGUGCUGAACACAGCAUCAAAUAAAGAACUUGAAGCUUUCAAAUUGCUUCGUGGAAGAAAGUCCACCAAUAUUAUAGAGCACAGAGAAAAGUUUGGGCCAUUUCAGAAUGUGGAGAGUUUAAUGAAUGUGCCCUUGUUCCAGUAUAAAACUGUCAUUCAAGUUUGUUAUUCCAUUCUUUGUCCAGAGACUAAAAAGAAAAAAAAAAAAUUAAAGGACAACGGGCUCUUGGGAAAGCUCAUCAAACCCGACGUAGGAAGAGAGAGACUUAAGGCAGUUAAUAGUAUCGUAUCUAUUGUUUAUGGUACUCGAAGAAUUGCCUGGGCUCACCUUGAUCGUAAAAUGACAGUGCUGGACUGGCAGCAAGAUGAAAGCUGCAGAAUGAUGAAAGGGACAUACCUGUCAUCUGUCUAUUUAGAAGAGAUGUCUUCAGUCGUUUCAAAGAUGCCUACAGCCGAUUUCUAUAUCCUGGAGAAAACAGGACUUCCACUUCAGAACCCCUCGCUGUUUCCGAUACUGCUGCAUUUUCAUAUGGUGGAAGCCAUGCUGUAUACCUUGUUAAACACAACAUUCGCCCAGGACCGCCGGCACCAGGUGCUGAGCGUGAACAGAAACGCAGUCGGGAAGCACUUUAAACUAAUGGUCGGCGACACGAGGACUAGCGGAAAAGAACUGGUGGAGCAGUUUCUCUCAGAAUCUGUACUGAAGGCAGAGCCUCGAGUAUUCUUCCCGUUGGAUAAAGUAGUCCAGUACAGACAGAUGUUUUCAUCUACUGAACAAAACAGAGUCGAAGAGUUAUAUGAUUCAUUAUUACAAGCUGUCGCCUUCUAUGAAUUAGCAGUUUUUGACACUGAGCCUUAAAAUUCUGAGGUUAAUGUAUCAUCUGCUUUAAUGUUAGUUUCUAUUUCUUACCCCUGAAGCUGUAAAAAUAAAUUCUUUUUGAACAUCUAUGUUAAUGCAUGAGAAAACACGUUUGAGUGUAUUUUAGAUGUUUAAAGUCAGACUUUAGGCUACUGAAUGGCAUAUACAAUAAUUCUAAGGCCAAGUCAAUAAAAUAACUAUUUUUCGAGAUUCUAUGCCUUUUAGGUUUAGUGUUAAACAAUAAAAUGCUCCCCAAACAGCCAAAACAAGAAACAAAGUUCUCACCUCUUAAAAGCAAAUACCAUCUAUACUGAAGAGUUACAUCAUUAAUAAUAUAUUGUUAAAAUAGGGAAUAGUGACUUUUCUAGGUGGCACUCCUUAUAGGAAUAAACACUAAAGGUAAUUGGUAACCUGACUUGUGGAAUCAUCUUCAAAAGAUGAUUUUCAUCAGCUCAGUCUAUCAAUGAAGAAGUUGUUGCUCUUGCAGAAUUCUGUCAUGCUAUCUCCGGCAUCGUUUCUGUCACCAAGGCCUUAUUUUCUAACCACUGAUCCUUCUUUGUUUCCAUCUUUUGCAUUCCAAUCAUCAGUAAUUAUCAAUGGAUCCUGAUUGUGUGUUUGAUCAAUUUCAGAAGUUGGUAAAAAGCUUCAGUUUCUUCAUCUUUGGCCUUAGUGGUUGGUGCUUAAAUUUAAAUAAUGGCUGUGUUAACUGGUCUUCCUCAUAGGCAUAUGGAUAUUAUCCUAUCACUGACAGCGUUGUACUUCAGGACAGAUCUUGAAAUGUUCUUUUUGAUGGUGAAUGCAAUGCCAUUCCUCUUCCAGUUCUUAUUCCUAGUGUAGCAGACCUUAGAAUGACCAAUACUAGUCCAUUUCAGCUCACUAAUGCCUAGGGUAUCGAUGUUUAUGCAUUCCAUUUCAUUUUUGAGGCUUUCCAAUUUUCCUAGAUUCAUACAUCAUACAUUCCAGGUUCCAAUUAUUAACGGAUGUUCGCAGCUGUUUCUUCUUCUUUUGAGUCAUGCCACAUCAGCAAAUGAAGGUCCCAAAAGCUUGACUUCACCCACAUCAUUAAGGUCAACUCUACUUCGAGGAGGCAGCUCUUCCCCAGUUGUAUUUUGAGUGUCUUCCAACCUGAGGGGCUCAUCUUCCAGCACUAUAUCAAAUAAUGUUAUGCUGCUGUUCAUAAAGUUUUUACUGCCUAAUUCUUUUCAGAUGUAGACUGCCAGGUCCUUCUUCCUAGUCUGUCUUAGUAUUGCACUGGGCAAAUCUGCUGCAAAAGACCUCUUUAAAGUAUUAAAGAUUUCACCUUGAAGACUAUGGUGCACCUGACCUAAGCAAUGGUAUUUUCAAUUGCCUCAUAUGCAUGUGAAAGCCGGAUGAUGAAUAAGAAGACCCAAGAAGAACCAACGCCUUUGAGUUAUGGUAUUGGCUAAGAAUAUUGAAUAUACCAUGGCCUGCCAAAAGAACGAACAAAUCUGUCUUAGAAGAAGUACAGCCAGAAUGCUCUUUAUAAGCAAGGAUGGCGGGACUACAUCUUUACAUACUUUGGACGUGUUAUCAGGAGGGAUCAGUCCCUGGAGAAGAACAUCACACUUGAUAAAGCAGAGGGUCAGUGAAAAAGAGGAAAACCCUCAGUGACACAGUGGCUGCAACAGUGGUCUCAAGCAUAAUCAUUGUGAGGAUGGCGCAGGACUGGGCAGUGUUUCAUUCUGUUGUACACAUGGCUGCUAUGAGUUGGAACUGACUCGAUGGCACCUAACAACAACAAGUCUAUGAAACCCAGAAAAAAGUUUGUCUAAUUGGUUCAUUUUUUACUUUGAAAUAUCUUACUUGACAGACGAUCGUUUGACAAAAGUAGCACUUAAUUUUUUUCCACACUUUUCCAUUUUCCACUAUGUCUGCCUUAGUUCAGGCCCUUAUUUUCUCUCAUGUGUUCUGUUGGGGUAUUCUCCUAAGUGGUCUCCCAGCAUCCAUUUUCACUCCUUCAGCCAAUAUACAGUUACAAAAGUAAAAAUCUGGUAUCAGUCCACUGUUAAAACCCUUCUAGGGCUUAGAACGUUAUGUUACACAUUAUAAGGAUGGGACCAGGUUAUUUCCUCUCAUGAUAGCAAUGGUAAUAUAACAAUAAUAAUUAAUAUAGCUAAUUACAUGCCAAGUACUUCCAUGUAUUAUGACAUCACCUCUUUUUUAUAUAUGAGGUUUUACAGCAGUUUAGAGAUUGCAGCUGAAAAGCAACAGAGCUAGAAAUGGAGCCCAAAUCUCUUUAAUUGCCAAAGCAUCAAAAUUUUUUUUUUUUAGUUCAAAAGUAAAAUAUGCUUGUUAGGAAUAAUUCAAAUAAUCAGAAGUAUAUAAAGUAAGAAUUGGAGCUCUGGUGGCACAGUGAUUUAAGAGAUCGACUGCUAACCAAAAGGUUGACAGUUCAAAUCCACCAGGCACUCCUUGGAAACCCUAUGGGGCAGUUCUACUCUGUCCUACGGGGUCGCUGUGAGUCAGAAUCAAUUUGACAGCAAUGGGUAUAAGGUAAGAAGUAGAGUUCCUCCUUUCACUAGCACCUCUAUCCCCUGGGAGUUUGACAGAACUUGAGACUUGUUGUCGUGCUCAUGUAAAUCUGUAACAAUGCACAUACAUAAACAUCUCCACUUGAAUAUGUAUGUCUGAAAAGGAAAUCAUCUUCUCUCCCUCCAAAACCACCUCCCUUGCCAUUAUUUUCUAUUGUGGUAAAGAGGUUCACAAACCAUCCAGUUGUCCAUGCUAGAAAUGUGGCAUUCUAUCUCCCAUAUAUUUCUGGAAAGAGCUGUAAGUGAAAAUUGGUCAGCUGUAGGCAUUUACAGGAUAAAAUAUGAAAUACUAGGGCAUCAAGAUUUGGUUACUUUUAUCAUAAAAGUGAAUUUAAAUCUUACAGAAAUUUGUCACCUUUAAGAAUGAUACCCCCCCAUUAUACUAAACCUAAAAAAUAAUUAAGUGUGUCCCCUGUUAGUGAGGAAAAUACCUCCAUUAUUUCUUGAUUUUUCAUAGUUUAGAUAUUAAUUCUAUAGAGUUACUUUACUUUGGCUCCUCAGUUACUGAGGAUAAUCAGAAAUUUCUAAUAAUAAAAGACCAAGUUACCAGUUAAGUGGUCUACAGGUGGAGGAACUCUUACAUUCAGUAGAAAAAGACGAGUCAGUAUACUUGAAAAAAUAGGCUUCAAAAGAUCUUACUUCUCCUGUACAGGAAUGAAGCCUAUGAGCUAGAGCCCAUAUUCAGACCUAAAAAGUACACACAUUUACCCAGAUGACUACAGCAGAGCUCCUAUUUAAAUACUGUGUAAAGCCUUUUUAGCUUUUACCAUUAAUUAGAUCAAUAUACUAACUAAUUCAAAAGGUAGGGUGAACAAAUAAGAUAAAAACAUCUUCAAACAUUUGAAAACAGGUAAGACUGUAUUUUUCAAAAGUAUACAAAAUUAGGAUCCUUACCUUUGAGUUAAAUAUAUAAUUCAUCAGAUAACAUAUCUGAAUAUUAAGCUAAUAUAUAAUAUAGACACUUGAAAUCGGGAAUUAUUUUAACAUAUCCUGAUCAUGACUGUAAAAUAAUUUUAAGUGAAAAGUGACAUUUUAAAAUCUUGUAAUUAAAAACAUAUUUUUCAAAAACAGUCUUAAGUGGAAAUGGCAGUUAUGUAGAAAUCCUAUAGUAGAAUCCUCUUUUUUUUAGUUUUAAUGAAUAGCAGUUUGAACACGAUAGAUAUAUUAACAUCAUUAAUAUCUUAAGUGAAAUAAAACAUUGGUGAUAUGAAAAUACAAGAAAAUGUACAAGGCAAAUUAUUUGAGUUGGCGAAAUACACAAGAUAUCACAUGUAUGGUUGCUAAAAAAAUUUAUGAAAAUUAUAAUUUCAUAAUCUUGAUUUCACUUUGUCAACAUUCAAUGAUUCAAUGGUAUAUGCUAGAGGAGUACACCUCAAAAAUUUAUCAGGAAGAUCUUUUUGAAAAACGAGCAUGAUUUUCUUCAUAGAAGUUUCCUUAUGUAUUACGUACGUAAUUUUGGAUUUUGUAAACUUAAGGUCGUCAUCUAGGUGAUUCAUAUUUACAAUUCAACACAGCACCAAUACUUGGAGAGGAAUAUGUAAAAGAAAAUUUUAGUUUAGCACUGAAAUAUCUUAGUGAACUCUAACUUCUAGAAACAGCUCAUUCACAUAUAAAAAUACUCCAAAAAAGUUAAAUCAAAUAAUACAAAAAAUUCCAAAAAGAAAAUACCACCACAAUCAUACAUGCAAUAAGUAACUCAAAUUUUUUCAUUUUAAAUGUUUGCACACUAAUAAAGAAAUAUACAAAAUAGUCUGUUAUAAAUGUACAUUACAGAGACACGGCUCUUCCACAAAAAUCAACGUAAUAUAAAAAUGUAUAUUAAGGACCACAUAAUAAUCUGUACAAGGCAUCAUUAACAUGGAAUAUUAAGGGAAGUCGGCUGCCAAAGUGUUCAUAGUCUUUUUAGGAAUGUCAAGAUGAAUUCCUUCAAAAUAAUGCAGGAACCUAUCAAAAUAACAAGGAAAAAUACAAUUUAAUUUUAAUAUUUUCAUCUCAUGACAUUAAUCUUGAAACAGCUCUCUAAAACAUUUUUAAUGGAAACUUUACCUUCUUUUACUUUUUCCUUGUUCUUUUAGCUUCUCAGUCCUACAAAUGUUUCGAAGAGUUGGCAAGUAUUCAAUUAUACUAGCUUGUCUAUUACCCAGGUUCAGAAGAGAUCGACUAGAGAAUACGCUUUUAAUGACUGCUAUCCUCUUCCGCGCAUCACUGUAAAUUAAGAGAAAUCCAAUACUUUAUUUUAAAACGUGAAAUCCUAAAAAACAACCAGUCUCCCUGCCUCUGGUCUAGACUGGACAGCACUUCCAGAUUAAUCUCUUUUAUCAUUUUUAACACAUCACUCACUCUCAUACUAAAAAAUCUUCAAUGACUACCCACUGUCUGCCACAGCAAGUCCAAACCUCCCUCCCUAUCAUUCAAGAGUCUCCAAAAUCUAGCCCACCCUGAUCUCAUUAUUUCUCUUCCCAGCUGCCAGGCUAGUCUCCUUGCUGUCUCACUAGAAGUUACAUUAUUAAUACUAAGGGCUUACCAAGAUCAAUAAAGGCCAGCAUUUCAAAAUUAGUAGAAAUGAAAGAAACUCUAAAUCAUUUCCCUGUUACUAUUUAUUAUUGAAAAAUAAUAAAGAGGAGACUUACUCUAAAUUAGCCACUGAUUGACUAAAGUAUACGUUGUUACGCUGUUGUGAAACAUAAAAAGUAAGGUCUUUAGUUGGAUCUCUUCCAAAUUUCUUGCAAGAAUUUAAAGAGGUUUCCAAUGCUUUCGACAUAGCAGAAGAGCACUUAGUAAAGCUAAGAGCUUCUACAACUGCCUUUAAUUCUCCAGAGCGUUGAGAAGGCCAACCAUCACUACUUUCAAGACUAAACUCAUCACAAAGUCCAUUUUUAACCUUUCCGUUUGUCCAAGUAAAGUCAUUUUUACCAAAUUCCUUUACAUCAGUUAAAAGAGCAUCUAAGAAGGACAUGUUAUCCAUGAACUCAGUGAGGGAAUUUAAACAGUGAGAAACAAGGCCAGAACAUUUUUUUUCAGCUGGUGUUUUAGGAGGAUGAGGAACAGAAUCAAUGUUAGAUUCUAAGCAUUUGUUUGGUUUCUUUGUCUCUGGUAUGCUUUCUUCUUCUCUGGCUUUGCUUUCUUCUGAACUUGAAAAAUAGGCAGAGGAUUGGCUAAUAAAUUCAUGAGAAAAGUCCAAUUCGGUGUCAAAUAAGUCACUAUCAUCUAGUGUGACUAUCUUUUUCUUAUAUUUCUUUCUUUGUGACUUUUUUGAUGGCUGCUCUCCUUCUGAAUGGUUCCUAGCAAGAUAUCUCAUACUUGUCAUUGCUGGACUGGCACCCACAGUUACUGACAAGCCACAGAGAUUUUUUGUUUCUGGAAUGGUAUCAACUGGUAAUGGUAGAAUAAACUCAAGAUUACUAUAUAAAAAAUCCACAUUUCGUGUUUGGAAUUCUGUAAGAAGCUGGAUGAGUUUAUGCCAUUCUUCCUUUGUUGUGAUUUUGUGCUGAAAAA